AGUCAGAUCUUACGAACCUACAUCAUCUUUCUUUUCCUUACCCUUGCCCUUUUCCCCUUAUUUUUCCUACAGCCUCGAAAGAACCAACCAAUCCUGGUAUUACAGAAUAGCACCAUCCUUAGGAAUGGAGCAGGACAGAUUGAAAAGUGGCCGCUGACCAAGGGCUAGUUGGAGCCAGCCUCCAACAUGGCAAAUGGCAGUGAGUCAGAGGAGCUUGCUGGCUCUCUUGCCCAGUCAACAGCAAUUUCCACACAUCUCAAACUGGUUCUACUGGGUUUCAUUAUUUGUGCCAGUUUGGCGGGCAAUCUCCUGGUUUCUCUACUGGUGCUGAAAGACCGCUCGUUGCACAAGGCUCCCUACUACUUCUUGCUGGAUCUUUGUCUUGCCGAUGCUGUUCGAUCCUCUGCUUGUUUUCCGUUUGUCCUGCUUUCCAUCCGCAAUGGUUCAGCUUGGGCCUACAGUCUGCUGAGUUGUAAAGUUGUGGCAUUCAUGGCUGUCCUCUUCUGUUUCCAUGCCUCAUUCAUGCUAUUCUGCAUCAGUGUUACACGCUACAUGGCAAUUGCCCAUCAUCGAUUCUAUUCUAAGCGAAUGACACUCUGGACGUGCAUUGCAGUCAUCUGCAUGGUCUGGACACUGUCAGUUGCUAUGGCCUUUCCACCAGUCUUCGAUGUAGGCACCUACAAAUUCAUUCGUGAAGAGGACCAGUGCAUUUUUGAGCAUCGAUACUUUAAGGCCAAUGAUACCCUCGGAUUUAUGCUGAUGCUAGCAGUUCUCAUUGUUGCUACGCAUAUUGUCUAUGCUAAACUUCUCCUUUUUGAGUACCGCCAUCGUAAAAUGAAGCCAGUACAGAUGGUCCCAGCCAUCAGCCAAAACUGGACAUUUCAUGGCCCUGGGGCUACAGGGCAGGCCGCUGCCAACUGGAUAGCUGGAUUUGGAAGGGGGCCUAUGCCACCCACUUUAUUGGGUAUUCGUCAAAAUACCCACACUGCCAACAGGCGUCUUUUGGGAAUGGAUGAGUUCAAAAGUGAGAAGAGGUUGGGGCGGAUGUUUUAUGGGAUUACCCUCAGCUUUUUGGUGCUCUGGUCGCCCUACAUUGUGGCCUGUUAUUGGAGGGUUUUUGUCAAAACCUGCAGCAUCCCCCAUCGAUACCUGUCCACUGCAGUUUGGAUGACAUUCACUCAGGCUGGGGUCAACCCCAUCAUGUGUUUUCUUCUCAACAAAGACCUGAAGAGCUGCCUUCAGCUCCACAUCCCCUGCUGGAGGACGAAAGCAUUGCUACCUAGGGAGCCUUACUGCGUAAUGUAAGAGGGGACAACAAUACUCCCAAACCACACCCUAACCUCAGUGAUCGGGACAAAUGGACAUACUCUUUGAGGAAUUGGUCUGUUUGACUAUUUCACAGUCAUGAAGACGCACACAAAAUAACAAUAGAAAUCUGAAAAGACUUUUUUUUAAAUGUUCCUUUUUUCUAGACCAAGAUGUAUUUGUGAUCCAGACAAAAUGAGGACUUCAGGGGAGGGGAUAUGUGUGCGAGAAUUUCUGGGAUGUUUUUCUAUUUCACCUAUUGCAAAGGGAAGAAGGGUGAUGGAUGGGUGGUGGGAGGAGAUGAAGGGAAUGCAAAGUGUAUUAGGUGGGAGGGAAAGGGAAGGAUUGAUGGGAAUUUAUGUAUUUGUUAAUGAACUUAUUUAUUGACAUGGUUAUAAUGCCAACCACUUGUAUGAACGUCUUUUGACUGACAUGAAUGUAAGAGAAAUCGUUUUCUAUUGCAUUAGUACGUUCGCAAGAUGUGACUAUCAAGCGUGAGGAAAAAAAAAUGAAAUAUGGUCAUCGGAAACUAAUGAAUUUUAAAUGCUGUUUGAAGUACUCAAAACAAGUUUUCAAAUAUUUACACAAUGUAGAAUUUUUACCCAUGCUAAGUGAAAAGCCACAAGAGGAAACACAGAUCAAAAGGCCCAAUACCAGCAGGUGGAGUAAACCCCUUGGCAAAAAAGAAAAUCAUCACAUAGUUUAAAUAUACAAAGUACCACGUUUAGGAACCAAUUUUAAGCCUGAUAAUCAAAAACAUAGAUGCCUUAUGUCUGCUUCAUUGCUUAAGUGCAAAUAAUUUUAGCCAUGACUGGUAAAUCCACCAUAUACACCUUCCAAUGUCAAUACUCCUGUUAGCUUAAAGGAACAAUCCAAGCACCAUAACAAUUACA
This is a messenger RNA of Pelobates cultripes (western spadefoot toad), 2198 nucleotides long. NCBI's taxonomy places the organism in Eukaryota, Metazoa, Chordata, Amphibia, Anura, Pelobatidae. The record is from the annotation of a GenBank genome assembly.